Messenger RNA from Cryptomeria japonica (Japanese cedar), 928 nucleotides. Its product is annotated as 17.8 kDa class I heat shock protein. NCBI's taxonomy places the organism in Eukaryota, Viridiplantae, Streptophyta, Pinopsida, Cupressales, Cupressaceae. Bases 199 to 675 code for a protein of 158 amino acids. The record is from RefSeq and is a predicted model, not a curated record. Gene Ontology annotation, biological process: protein folding; response to hydrogen peroxide; response to salt stress. The transcript is spliced from 2 exons.
AAGAACAGUGGAAAGAACUAGAACCCUCCUGCAGAGAAAAGAAACUGCAAGGCUGCUCUCAAAAAUUCUAGACGUCUCCACCGUGUGCUUUAAAUCAGCCCUGCGCAAUACUCAUCCCAGCAUACACAGAAAGCAAUUACGAGAAUCGUCAAAAAAUAUUAAUCAGUAUUCUCUUACUUUUCCGAAAACAGAUCCAUAAUGUCUCUGGUUCCCAGCCUCUUUGGUAGGAAAUCCAGCGUAUUCGAUCCAUUCUCUCUUGAAGUGUGGGAUCCGCUGGGAGCUUUUAAUUCCAUUACCAGGGAUUUAGCUUCUCCAGAAUUUGAAAGGGAAACAGCUGCCGUUGCAAACACACAAAUCGAUUGGAAGGAAACUUCCGAUGCGCACAUUUUCAAGGCCGAUCUGCCAGGUCUGAAAAAAGAGGAGGUGAAAAUAGAAGUGGAAGACGGACGGAUCGUGCAGAUUAGUGGAGAACGCAAUAAAGAAGAGGAGCAAAAGAAUGAGAAAUAUCAUCGAGUGGAACGCUCACGCGGCAAAUUCCUGCGAAGAUUCCGACUGCCAGAGAAUGCAAAGAUGGAGGAAGUGAAAGCUGCUAUGGAAAAUGGAGUCCUGACGGUGACUGUGCCAAAGCAACCGGAGCCGAAGCCAAAGGUCAAAUCCAUUGAGAUAUCUGGUUAAUAGCCUACAAUAUUUACAUCUGUGGAGGGAAUUUUGAAAUGAGUCUUCUGGGAAAUGGCAGUAGAGGAGUAAAAUAAAGAACAAAAAGAAUAUUGUUGCUCUACUUGGAGGGUUUUCCCUUAUCAGCCAUGUAGAGGAAUAAAAUAAAGAAUAUUGUUCUGUACUUUGAAGUUUUUACCUUAUCGAGCCAUGUAUAUAUUAAUGCAAACGGUGCUUCGUAAAUUAAUAUAAUAUUGGUUCUUAUUUUCCCAUA